This is a messenger RNA of Passer domesticus (house sparrow), 9765 nucleotides long. Its product is annotated as vitellogenin-2-like. The coding region runs from base 3844 to 9597 and encodes 1917 amino acids. The transcript is spliced from 35 exons. NCBI's taxonomy places the organism in Eukaryota, Metazoa, Chordata, Aves, Passeriformes, Passeridae. The record is from RefSeq and is a predicted model, not a curated record. Gene Ontology annotation, biological process: lipid transport; cellular response to estrogen stimulus; response to estradiol. Gene Ontology annotation, molecular function: lipid carrier activity.
AGAUGUCUGAGCUUAAACUGCCCUUCUUGGGGUCACAGGUGGGAAAUUAGAAUCCUUUACUGAAAAUGCAUUGCUGCUCUGCCCAUUUACUUCAGAAUCGGAUGGAGUGUAGUGGUUGGAUUAUCUGGAAAAAUAGCAGUAGGAUAAUACAGGGAGGAAAAGAAUUUGAGGUAAAAAGCUGCAGUUUCUGCUGAUGAAUUCAGUCCAUUGAGUUCCAGCUUGAGAUGAAGUAGUAGCCAAUGUAAACUGCAGAGGAUGAUACUUGUGUGGUCUUCAUGUAGCAGCUGUAAGGCAGCAGAAGUGGAUAUAAUGAUAAUGCCAUUACCAAUGUCUUGGUGGGCUUUUUGCUGCAUGGGUAGUCAGGUUGGAAAGAUGACAUAUUUCUGUUUCUCCUGUUCUUGCCCAAUAAAUGGGUGUUCAGAGUCAUGUCAUUUACUCCUGCUUUUUAGCAGUGUACAGUUCCUGUUUGGUUUCACAUUUGCCAGCUGUUGGGCAGCUCUUGCCUGAAUUUUACUUGUGGAAGAAUAAAUACACAUUCAAAAAGCUUAAGUGAGAAUUUAAUAUAUUAAGGGAGAACAGAACUCUGCAAGCAGGAUUAUUUUCAAGCCAGUAGUGACUGCAGAUCUCCAUGGCUGAGGCAGGAUCCAGGUGCCACCAGGGGCUGCUGCUGUUCCGUUGUGUGCUCCUGGGUGCUCUGCUGGGACUGUUAAUUGUGUUUGCUUUACUUUAAAGUAACAUUUAGGGUAAUAAUGCCUUGAAGAACAAAAUAACUAACCUUUUAAACUCCUGUUUCUGUCUAUUGAGUGAUUAGCAAUUAAUAAACAUUUUGUACUAAUUUUUUGAUUUAGAGUUCUGUAACCCAUUUUACAGAAGUGGAAAUAUGUGUGACAUCUCCAUGGAAGAACUAACUGUGCUGGAAGGGUGUAUGCAGUUGAGUCCUGAGCUGGCCUCAGACUUGUUCUGGAAGUCUGGAGUACAGAUUCAGUCCUGUCUGUGUAAAGAAGUAAAACAUAGCUAGAGUUUUUGGAUUUCUCUAUAUACAGUGUCUGGGCAGAUUUUAAAUCUGAAACUACUGCUAGUAAUGGUAUGAAUUCUGCAGAGGGUGACAUUGUGGUACUUAGAGCUUUGGAAACAACUGCAGGAUCUUUCUUACUGGGAGACUUGAAGAGCAAAGGGGGAGACUUCCUGCAGGAAUGUGAUACAGGUGUGUCACUUCACAUAGGUGUGUAUUGGAGAUAAUAUAGUGAGUGCUCUUCUCGAGGAACAAGAAGUAGAGACUCAGCAAGUGAUGACAGUACAGCUAUUGUUAGCUACUCAUGCAUGAUAUUGAAAAGAUGAGUGGCUGUCUUGAACUGUGGUGUUUCACAAAGAUCUUUAAAUACAAUCUUCAUUGCUGCUUUUUCAGUCUGUGAUGAGUGUGCUUCUACCAUAAAUAUCAGUCUGACUAGGUAUGAGUAAUUACUUUCUAGGAUUAUGUUGUAGCUUUUAAAUUUUUUUCCCUUCCAUCCCAGGUGGCUGAGGCCUAUACAAUAUAUAACAAAAAAAAAAAAAAGAAAAUUUUUCUUAAGAAAAAUUAAGAGAACCUUCUCCAUACAAAACAGCUGUUUUCCUACUUUGAAGAACUGCUUCCACCAGAUUCUGCAGACAUGCUUUACUUCACUUGUAACAGGACAAAAGAAAAACCAGACUAUACUCUUAUUUUCUAGGGCUUGUUCUGUGUUCAGAUACAUUUCAGCCAGGUCCAGAUAACUGAUACAUGUAGAUAAUGCCAAUACAAAGCGAUUAUUCUUGAAAGGAAAAUGGAAGAAUAUGCAGGAUGGUGGCAAUACUGUGCAUGUUGAAUUAGCAUAGUUAUUGUGCAGCUUUUUUUUUAAAUUUGCCGUUAUCACUAAGCUUUUGUCUGUGAAACCUUAUAAGACAUUUUGGUUUUAGAUUUUUUUCUGAUUUGCUAGAGAAGUUCAUGAGAAGAUAUGAAAUGUUGACAUAGUUGUGUCAAAAAGCUGACCUCAGAAGAAGUGUUCAGAUUAUCCAAUGAUUUAUUUAUUGCUUUCAGAAAAUACAUCUGAUAUCUAAUGUUCACUAUGCCCUACAAAGCUGUACUGUAAUGAAAACCUAAGCUCCCGUGGUAUAUAUUUUGUAGUUUUCAUGCUGACAGUGUUUGUUUCUUUAUUUGCAUUUUGAGUUGUACAAUAAGUACAACUAUUUGGAAUGCAUAACAGGUAAGUUUGUUUUAAAGAAAUAUUUACUAAUAAAUUAAUUACAACUGUAUAAAAGAGCUCGUUCCCUGAGACACAAAACAUGCCUGUUCCCUUAAACAUGGUAGAUAGGUAGACAGAUAAUAAUGAGAAAUGAGACGUUUCUUGCAAGUGUCCACCCUUCAUCCCUCAACUAUCUUCUGCAGUGAGCUGGGUGGCAGUUCCCAAAAUUGUUCACACAGCCUGAGGUGGAUUUACAGUCCACGUGGCAUCUCAAAAAGUCAAGACCUGUGGGACUGACAACCCAGGAACAGCACUUACUAAUGGAAGACUGUAGAAACUGUGAGAUAGAAAAUAAAUGUUCAUUUGUGGGUGUUGAAGCAGCAUUUGCCACAAAGCACACUCCUGUGGUUAAUCAUGUAACUAUAGGAGUAGUGGGAGUAGAAAUAGUGUCUGAUUAACCAGUAUGUCAUAUAUUUUGAAUUUGAAUGGGAUUCAUGGCUUUUGUGUGACUUCAGGCAACACAAUAAACUGUAGGCUUUAAGUUGCUCUUUCAGAAACAUUCUUCAACUCAGAAGCACCUUGCAUUUUUCUUGCCUUUUAUUGCUGAUCCAGAUGCCACCCAGCUCAUUUUGGAAGACUGUGUCACUUGUAGGAGGAACGGGUCUGGUCAAUCCCCCAGUCCCUCACCAUACUCAAACAGGCCAAGUGUGUUUUGUGCAUCUCCACUUGCCUCCAGGGCCCUGAGGUUUCUAGAAGAGAGCACCAGUGUGAAUGUGUGCCUGGGCUCUCACCACUGUACAUCCAUGGUGAAGCUGGCUGCAAGCCCACAUCUGUUCAAGUAAUUCAGCUGCAUUUUGGGAUUGACUCCUUAGGAAAUGCAAAAGUUCUAGCUGACCUGCACUCCCAUUCCCCCUGCUUUGCUGGGAGGAGUCUCUGUGGCUUCUAAUUGUUCAGAUUUGGCUGUCAUUUACCUUGAAAGAUAAAAUAUUUACUGAUGGCUUAUGAAAUCUUUGGUCAUUUAAAAAAUAUUCCUGGUCAUUGUGACCAGAGAUGAAAGGACACACUGAUCCUCUGAUUUAUUUGAAUAAAUACAUAUAUGCCAUAUAUACAGGUUUUCAUUAGGUUGUUAAAUGGGCUUUGGUGCACAUGGAAUAUAAUAGCAAGGGGAUAUCUGUUUUUGUCUGCUGCCUUCAGGGGCAGCUGGAACCAGUGCUGAGGGAAGAGGAGGAACACUGUCAGUGUGUGAUAGUGACUCUGCUAAUUGGGCUGCUAUCAGCUAGAUAACAGUUUGGGUCAGGUGCCAGGUCAGCAUAACCUGGGCAAAAUCAACCUAAUCUAUGGCAGGACCAAAUAUCAUCAGCCAACUGUGACACAACCUAGGAAAUUAAGUAAUGUGUUUAUUGUAAAAUUAUUGUAAGCGAUCUAGUAAAAACUUAUUAGGGUAAGUUGAAACUUUUAAACAAUUCAGCAAAGGGCUUGAGAGAUAAUCAGUGAGAUGCCAAGGUAUGACUUGAUUUCUGUUAUUCCAUCUGAAGAGAAAGUAUGAUUGCAAAAAGGGAAGUGUUUACAUUAACUGAUAAAAAAAUUGAGAAUUCAGCAGAACACAGCCACGUGUUCCUGAGCUUUCUUCCAUAAAAGUCCCACCAUGUCUGGCACAGCCCCAUUCACCUUCACUAUGAGGGGGAUCAUACUUGCACUAGUGCUCACCCUUGUAGGUAGUCAAAAGUUUGACAUUGACCCUGGAUUCAGUAGCAAAAAGAGCUACUCGUACAGUUAUGAAGGCUGGGUGUUGAAUGGGCUUCAAGAAAAGAAUUUGGCCAAAGCCGGCGUGCGCCUGAGCUGCAAACUAGAGAUCAGCGGGCUGUCGGAGAACACCUACCUCCUCAAGAUCCGCUCCCCACAAUUCGAGGAAUACAAUGGCAUCUGGCCCAAGGACCAGUUCACUCGAUCUUCCAAAAUCACCCAGAUGGUUUCCUCAUGCCUUACCCGGCCCUUCAAGUUUGAAUACAGCAGUGGACGAGUUGGAAACAUUUAUGGCCCAGAAAACUGCCCUGAUACUUGCAUUAACAUAGUGAGAGGAAUACUGAACCUGAUACAGAUAACCAUUAAGAAGUCACAGAAUGUGUAUGAAUUGCAAGAGGCUGGGAUUGGAGGUGUUUGCCAUACAAGGUAUGUCAUCCAGGAAGACAAGAAGAACAACCGAGUCUCUGUUACCAAAACUGUAGACCAAAAUAAUUGCCAGGAAAAAGUGGUGAAAAGUCUUGGAAUGGCUUACAUCUAUCCCUGCCCUGUUGACAUAAUGAAGGAGAGGAUCAUCAAGGGCACUGCGGCUUUCUCCUACAAGCUGAAGCAGUCGGACAGUGGCACCCUGAUCACAGAGGUGGUGUCUCAGCAGGUGUAUCAGAUCUCACCCUUCAGUGAACCCACCGGCGUCGCUGUCACGGAAGCAAAACAACAACUCACCUUGCUGGAGGUGAAGAGUGAAUCGGGGAGCUCCCCAGACAUCUCCAUGCAGAGCUACGGAGGCCUUCGCUACCAGUUCCCAGCAGUACUGCCACAGAUGGCAGUGCAGCUCAUCAAGACCAAAAACCCUGAGCAACGGAUAAUUGAAACACUGCAACACAUAGUCCUGAACAACCAGCAAGAUUUCCAUGAUGAUCUUCCAUACCGUUUCCUGGAGCUCGUCCAGCUCUGCCGCACGGCAAGCGCUGACACCCUGGAGUCCAUCUGGAGGCAAUGUUCAGAUAAACCCCGCUACAGGCGAUGGCUGCUGAGCGCAGUCUCUGCGACGGGCACCGCAGAAGCUCUGAAAUUCAUUAAGAGCCGAAUCCGCAGUGAUGACCUUAGCUACCUUCAGGCUCUUCUGAGUGUUCCCUUUGCUCUCCAUCUAACAAAAGCUGAUGAACACACUGUUCCAAUAGCAGCAGAUUUAGUGACAAGUUCUCGAAUCCAGAAAAAUCCUGUGCUUCAACAACUUGCCAGCUUGGGAUACAGUUCUGUGGUGAAUAGAUACUGUUCUCAGAUUUCAGCUUGUCCUAAAGAAGCUCUCCAGCCCAUCCAUGACCUGGCAGACGAAGCAAUCAGCAGGGGCCGUGAGGACAAAAUGAAAUUAGCUCUGAAGUGCAUUGGCAACAUGGGAGAACCAGCCAGCAUCAAGCGCAUCCUCAAGUUCCUUCCCAUAUUUUCAUCCAGUGCUUCUGAUAUCCCCAUCCACAUUCAGAUUGAUGCCAUAAUGGCCUUGAGAAAAAUUGCUUGGAAGGACUGCAAAACAGUGCAGGGAUAUCUCAUCCAGAUCCUCGCUGACGAGUCGCUUUCCCCUGAAGUGCGGAUGAUGGCUUGUGCUGUUAUCUUUGAGACAAGGCCUGCCCUUCCCUUGAUAACAACCAUUGCCAACGUGGCCAUGAAGGAGAGCAAUUUGCAAGUGGCCAGUUUUGUGUAUUCCCACAUGAAGGCUUUGUCCAAGAGCAGGUUGCCAUACACGUACAACAUAUCUUCAGCUUGCAAUAUUGCCCUUAAGCUGCUGGCCCCCAAAUUGGACAGGCUGAGCUAUCGCUACAGCAAGGUCAUACGCAUUGGCGGUUACUUCGAAAACUAUAAAGUUGGUGCUGCUGGAGAUGUCCUCAUUAUGAACAGCCCAGGAACGAUGUUCCCAUCAGCAAUAAUUUCCAAGCUGAUGGCAUAUUCUGCAGGGUCAGUGGCUGAUUUGGUGGAGGCUGGUGUCCGCGUGGAAGGCCUCACAGAUGUCAUCGUGAAACGAAAUAUCCCAUUUGCUGAAUAUUCCACAUACAAAAAGAUAAAGGAGAUUGGAAAAGCUCUGCUGGGAUGGAAGGAGCUGCCAACAGAAACCCCCUUGAUCUCAGCCUACUUUAAACUCUUUGGCCAAGAGCUGGCCUACAUCAACGUCAACAAGGAAGUCCUACAACAGGCUGUGAAGGCUGUCCUGGAGCCCGCCGACAGGAGCGCGGUGCUGAAGAAGCUGGCCGGGCAGCUGCGCGGCGGCUCCGCGGCGCACUGGACACAGCCGCUGUGGCUGGGAGAGCUGCGCUACAUCGUCCCCUCCUGCACCGGGCUGCCCCUGGAGUACAGCUCCUACAGCACCGCCCUGGCCCGCGCCGCACUCAGCGUUGAUGGAAAGAUAGCUCCCCCUUUAACUGGAGAUUUUAGACCUUCACAAUUACUCGAAUCCACUGUGCAGAUUCGUUCUGACAUAAACCCCAGCUUAUACAUACAGAAAUUUGCAACAAUGGGUGUCAACACAGAAUACUUCCAACAAGCUGUGGAAAUUCAAGGCAAGGUCCUGACAAGAGUGCCAAUAAAGUUUGAAGCCAAGAUAGACCUGAAGCAGAAAAACAUUAAGAUUGAAACAAAUCCAUGCCGUGAGGAAACUGAGAUAGUGGUUGGAAGACAUAAGGCUUUUGCUGUAUCAAGGAAUUUAGGAGAGCUAGGUGUUGAAAAGAGAACUCCAAUUCUCCCAGGAGAUGCUUCAUCAAAUAUUGUCGAAGAACCUUUCAAACCAUCAGGUAGAGCUUCCAGUGAAGAUUUCACAAAGCCGGAAGCUGACAGCACGUCAAGGAAACAUGCCUACAGCUCUCAAGAGGAUCUUCGCCAUGUCACGGCAAAAAAAGCUCAUAAACGAGACAUUUGUGUCAAGCUGCAGCACCUUGGCUGUCAGCUCUGCUUUUCCAGAAGGUCGCGAGAUGCCAGCUUCCUGAAAAACACCUAUUUGCACAGACUCAUUGGAGAACACGAAGCUAAAAUUGUCUUGAUUCCAGUUGAAACAGAUGCUGAUCUUGACAAAAUCCAGCUGGAGAUUCAGGCAGGAUCCAAAGCAGCUUCCAAAAUAAUUAAUGAAGUAAACUCAGAGUCGGAGGAAGAGGGUGAAUCAACUCUGUAUGAGGACAUUCAAGCUAAACUGAAGAAGAUUCUAGGCAUUGAAAGUGUCUUCAAGAUCGCAAAUAAAACACGACACCAGAAGAAGCAACCUUCAAAGAAAGAAAAUACUGUGCUUACAGAGCUUGGGGCAGACCCCGAUAGAAAACAUCCCUCCAGCUCAUCUUCUGCCUCCUCAGCUGUCUCCUCUUCCUCAUCAUCUGCUGUAUCUCCUCGUCGUAAAGAGGCUGGUGAUGAAGAUGAGAAUAAGGACGAAGACCAAGCGAGAAAAAAAGAUACAAGCAGCAAGAGCAGCAGCAGUAGUGGCAGGAGCAGCAAGAGUAGCAGCAGCAGCAGUGACAGAAGUAGCAAGAGCAGUAGCAGUGGCAAAGACAGCAAGAGCAGCAGCAGCAGCAGUAAAAGCAGCAAGAGUAGCAGCAGAAGCAGCAAGAGCAGCAGCAGUAGUAGCAGUGACGGAAGUAGCAAGAGCAGUAGCAGCAGCAGUAGCAAGAGCAGUAGCAGCAGCAGUGACAGAAGUAGCAAGAGUAGCAGUAGCAGGAGCAGCAGCAGCAGUAGCAAGAGCAGUAGCAGCAGCAGUGACAGAAGUAGCAAAAGCAGCAGCAGCAGUAGCAAGAGCAGUAGCAGCAGAAGUAGCAAGAGCAGUAGCAGCAGCAGCAGCAGUGACAGAAGUAGUAAGAGCAGCAGCAGAAGUAGCAAGAGCAGUAGCAGCAGCAGCAGCAGUGACAGAAGUAGUAAGAGCAGUAGCAGCGGCAAAAGCAGCAGUAGCAGCAGCAGCAAGUCAUCAAGUCAUCAUAGUCAUGGGCAUCACUCAAGGCAUGUGAAUGGCAGCAGCAGCAGCGAGUCACUGAGCCACCAUAGCCAUGAACAUCAUUCCAAACAUCUGGAAGGUGGCAGCAGCAGCAGCAGUGCAUAUUCCAAAAUAUGGGAAGCUCAUGAGAUUUAUCAGUACCGCUUUAAAUCAGCACGCAAACAAGAGUUCCCAAAAAGAAAACUCGCAGAUGACCAAAUCAGCAGCUCACAUUCCUCUGCUAGAUCCAGUCAUGCCACAUCUCGAGCUUCAUGGCCGAAGUUUUUGGGAGAUGUUAAAACACCAGUAUUAGCAGUUUUCCUGCAUGGCAUCCGUGAUGAUAAGAAGGUAGGAGGCCUCCAGCUCGUGGUGUAUGCUGAUAUUGACUCCAUCAGGCCCCGGAUGCAGGUGUUUGUCUCAAACCUCACAGAUUCAAGCAAGUGGAAGCUCUGUGCUGAUGCUUCAGUCCACAAUGCUCACAAGGCAAAGGCCUACCUGAAAUGGGGACGCAAUUGCCAGGACUACAAGGUUUCAUCUGAGCUGGUAACUGGGCAGUUUGCUGCCCACCCUGCUGUACAAGUGAAACUGGAGUGGCCUAAAGUUCCUUCCAGUGUCAGAUCUGUAGCUGAAUGGUUUUACAAGUUUGUCCCUGGGGCUGCAUUUAUGCUGGGGUUCUCUGAAAAAACAGAGAAGAAUCCUUCUCGACAAGCCAGGGUGAUCGUGGCUCUAACUUCUCCAAGGACAUGUGAUGUUGUUGUCAAGCUUCCUGAUAUUACCCUCUAUGAAAAAGCCAUGAGGCUUCCCCUGUCACUUCCUGUAGGUCCAAAGAUAUCAACGUCAGAGGUGCAGCCUCCCACCUGGAAUGUCUUUGCUGAAGCCCCUUCUGCAGUGCUUGAGAAUUUGAAAGCUCAAUGCUCAGUUUCCUACAACAAGGUCACAACUUUUAAUGAAGUUCGGUUUAACUACACAAUGCCAGCAAACUGCUACCACAUCUUGGCUCAGGACUGCAGCUCUGACCUUAAGUUCCUGGUGAUGAUGAAGAAUGCAGAAGAAGCUGUGAACCUGAAAGCAAUCAACAUCAAGCUUGGCAAUCAUGAGGUCGACAUGCGCCCUGCCAGUGGACGGGUGAAGCUGCUGGUGGAUGGGGCUGAGAGCCCAACAAAUGUGUCACUGACAUCUGCUGGUGCUUCUCUGUGGAUCCACAGUGAAAAUCAAGGGCUUGUACUCCUCGCCCCAGCCUAUGGCAUUGAUAAACUGUACUUUGAUGGAUACACAUUCAGGAUCCAAGUUGCUUUAUGGAUGGCAGGGAAAAUGUGUGGACUGUGUGGAAAAUAUGAUGCAGAACGUGAGCAGGAAUAUCGGAUGCCAAACGGAUACAUAGCUAAAGAUGCAGUGAGCUUUGGGCACUCUUGGAUUUUGGAAGAAAGGCCUUGUAGAGGAGCCUGCAAGCUGCGGCACUCCCUGGUGAAGCUGGAGAGGCCGGUGCAGCUGGCCGGCGUGGAGUCCCGCUGCUACUCCACGGAGCCCGUGCUGCGCUGCACCAAGGGCUGCGCCCCGACCCGCACCGCCCCCGUCACCGUGGGCUUCCACUGCCUCCCUGCCGAUUCAGCCACCAGCCUGACAGAAAAGCAGACAAAGUUUGACCAGAAGUCAGAGGAUAUGCAGGACACUGUUGAUGCACACAUAGCAUGUUCUUGUGAGGAUAUAAACUGCAGCUCAUGAAGCUGUACCUUUGCAGUAUAGGAGAAAACAUAAAACUUUCAUGUUUUUAUUGUAUGGUGUAAAAAACCUUGUCUUAAGGAAUAAUAGAUACUAAAUUAAGUAUUCAAGGAUCUUGUAUGUGGAAUCUUUCCAAGUAAUUUAAAGUAUUAAACUUCAUUAUUGUAGAAA